Ceratotherium simum simum (southern white rhinoceros) is the source of this 1828-nucleotide messenger RNA. RefSeq names its product coiled-coil domain containing 183 (gene CCDC183). The record is from RefSeq and is a predicted model, not a curated record. Lineage: Eukaryota; Metazoa; Chordata; Mammalia; Perissodactyla; Rhinocerotidae.
AUUGAGAACCUUGGCCCCCAUCACAAUGGGCCGAGAUUCAGGGGACAGUCUGAGCUGUGGUUCUGCUGAGCAGGCCCAGCACAGGGAGGGCAGGAGGUGCGGAGGGCCCCUGGAGGACCCUGAGGGCCGCCAUGAAGAUGCACAGCGAGGCAGAUGUGGACGAGCAGAUCCAGGAGAUGAAGACCAUCACCCGGCUCCAGGAGCAAUGUCGGGCGCUGCAGGUCCAGGCGAUGAAGGAGAAGACGGUCAAGAACAAGGAGACGCUGGCUCUCCUGCGCAGUAAGAUCCGCCACGGGGCCCAAGACUGGGCUUUGGCCAAGAAGUACGACCAGUGGACCAUCUCCAAGGCCUGCGGGAAGGACGUGCCCACGAGGCUGGCACACUGCCGCUGCACCACGGAGGUGGCGAGGGAGAAGCUGCGCAAGUAUGUCUUCGACCGCGUGAACGUGCACAACGUGCUGAUCCACCUGGUGCGACGACGCGGGCAGCAGCUGGAGAGCAUGCAGCUGGAGCUGGCCAGCCUGCAGAACCAGCCCGAUGCCACCAAAGACGAGCUGCGCAUGAUGCAGGUCAUCCGCCAGCUGGAGAACAACAUCGAAAAGACGAUGGUCAAGAUCACCACAAGCCAGAACAUCCACCUGCUGUACUUGGACCUGCUGGAUUAUCUGAAGAGAGAGCUGGCAGGAUACCCCACGGAGCUGGACAAGCUGCAGCAUCUCGUGGGUGCCUACUGUUCGGAACUGUCGGAUAUGACAGUCAUGUCCCAAGAUGCCAUGACGAUUACAGAUGAGGUCAAGAGGAACAUGAGGCAAGGAGAGGCGACCUUCAUCGAGGAGCGGCGGGCACGGGAGAACCGGCUCAACCAGCAGAAGAAGCUGAUCGACAAGAUCCACACCAAGGAGACCAGCGAGCGGUACCGCCGGGGCCGGCGGGACCUGGACUUCUCAUCCAACCUGAUGAGCAAGGAAACCCUGAAAGUGAGGAAAAGAGAGACCUCCAAGGCUGAUAUCGAAUACCAGACGGACGUGACUGCUUUGGUGGAGAAAGUCAAGACUGCUGUGCAGUGCUCCCACCUCUGGGACAUCGCCGGCCGGUUCCUGGCUCAGAAGAACACGGAGGAUAACCUGGAGCUACAGAUGGAGGACUGUGCAGAGCGGCGGGCACAGCUGGAGGCCUUGACAAGGAAGCUGGAGCUGGAGGAGGCCAUGCUCAGGUUCCACCAGACACCCAGCUCCAUCAGCUUUAAGUCCGUCGAGAAGAAAAUGAGGGACAUGCUGAAGGAGGAGGAAGACAGGCUACAGCUGGCUCACACCAAGAUGACCAAGAGCCAGAAGCUGCUGCUGACCCUCCAGAUGGGCAUUGACACCCUCUACAUCCGGCUGAUUGGCAUCGCCCUGCCCACGGCCCAGAAAGAAGCAGUGCCCUCUGGCACCCUCGAUGUGAACGGCAAGCUGGCGUACUGCGAGGAGAAGCUCCUGUACCUGGCGGACAGAGUGCAGCUCUUGUCCAGGACUGAGGAGAUCAACACAAAGGUGAGGGACGCCUUGGAGUCCUCAACUCUGAAGGAGAAGCAGAACACCAGGAUCAGCUUCGAGGGCCUGGAGGAGGAUAUGAUAGAAACCUUCCAGUUCGCUGACGUGGACCACAGCUACGUCCCCUCGCGGGCCGAGAUCAAGAGGCAGGGCCAGCGGCUGAUCGAGGGGAAGCUCAAGGCGGCCAAGAAGAAGAAGAAGUGACCCGGAGAAGGAGGAGGAGGGGCCCCUUCCCCGUCCCCGCCCCCGCCCCCCAUGCCCCCGCUGUUCUACACAAUAAAGCAUUUUUCCAGGAC